AUGGAGGACAGUGCGCGGCUGACCUUGAAAGGGCUCCAGCUCCUGAACGUGAGGACCUUUAGAACCCCGGGACUUCUGAGAAGCAACACCUCUCUGAUUAUCGAUGAGUCAGAUGGGUCUGGCAGCGGGUAUUUCAUCAGCGAGGUGGUGGCGGUCAGGAACUCCAGGCUGAACUUUGACUUAAGCUCCAGGUGGGGGCUUGGAGAUGAUCAUUUUGCCAAUGCACACGUUGUGGGUGAGGAAGGCCUCAGCGUGUUUAGCACAGUCCUGAAUUCAACCAGGCUUUUCGCAAAGGGCAACACGAGCCUUGACAAUUGCACAGCCACCGGCAACUACAGAGUCCAGAUUAGUGGGAUGCCCUCGCAUGCAGGAUUGAUCAACCGGGCUGUAACACCCACAAUGAUGGUGCGCAACUCGCACCUUGCGCACUGCAGAGGAACGUGCCUGACGAUUCGUGAAGCAGACAACGCAUCGGUGCUGUUGCAGGGCUCCACAGUGCAGACCGCCCUGGAUGUGCAUAGUGUUGACGGCUUGCGGUUGGACGUUCGCGACGUGACGGUCCUGGAGAUGCAGUCUACAUUUCUUGAGUUCGCACGCAAGCCGUCGCAAGAGCCAGGUCCGCCGCAGCUCGAGGCCAGCAUGAACAACGUGACACUUUGUGAUGUGUGGAGUGCAGUCAAGAUCUCCGCCUCGAGCUGGAAACUGUCCAUGGACAAGGUCACCAUUAAAAGGGCCACGCUCGGAGGGGCGGCCUUGCAGUCUGUCGGUGUGGGCGGCGGCACAGCGGUGCUCCGUGACGUUGAGAUGGUGGACAUGCUGGGCACGGCACUCGUGCUGAACGGCAACAUCGCCACGAACGUCUCGCGCAUGAGCUGCAAAAAUUGCAACAUGGCGAUCACUGCUCGAAACACUACCCUCGAGAUGACGGAGGUGGACAUUCUCGGCGAGGAGAAGCGGGGUGUGGGUGUGACGCUGAUGUCCUCCAGCCUCCAAGCUCGGGACUUCCGAGCAGUCAACCUUGCUGCGGGGUUGGUGCUCACCAACUCGGAGGUCCAAAUGGAGGACGCCUUCCUGACGGACAACGCUUUGGGGAUUGUGGCUUCGAACGCCAAGGGAAGCAUCACCGGCCUCACGUACUUCAACGACGCAGAGGACGUGCACUUCAAUGGUGGCAGCAGGCUCAAGGUGGAAAACCCGGACUUCGCCAUGCACCUCAACUACCGGGACUUUGCGGCUGUGUGCCUGGCCGGCUGCCUCGUGUCCACGCUCUCCGUGGUCCAGCUCUUGAAGUUGCUCUACACCGACCUGGGCCUCUCCCGGUACGUCUUCGUCUGGUUGCUGGGCUGCUGCUGUUGGCCCGUGGCCAUCGCCGCCUCCGUGAAGGUGCUGUUCACCAUCCAGGCGGCAGUGCGGGAGCAGGAAGCAAAGCCGGGCAGGGCGCUCCAAGAGGAGUACCUGAGCCCUGAGGAGAAGAUGAAGUUCUUCUUUGUUUUCGUCCUCGUUUGGUCCGGCUGCGGUGCAGCAUACGUGUGCUUCGACGUGCUCCGCAACCGGCACAGCCUCAUGGCCUUUGGAGACUUGCGCCGCAAGCACAAGCUGAUGGAGAAGCAGGAUGCUCUGAAGAAGCGCUUGGACGACCCCACCGUCCGCAACAAGCUCCAUGACCUGCACAACGACCUCGUCGCUGCCCUGGAUGACGAGAGCGAGGAGAAGUCGGAUCAAAUCUUCCAGGAGAUGAAAGUGUUGGCGGCCAAGGAGGCCCAGCGCUUGGCCGGCUGGUUCGAAGAUCAGCGCAGAGCCUACCAGGCUGAAGAUGACGGGGCGCGCAUGGCGAAGCUGGAGGUGAUCCCCUCCCAGUCCGGGGAGGCCGUGCAGCCGGCCUUGGGAGAGCGCCACUGCGCCAGCCAGGAGUUGGCCGUGGAUGCCUUGUCGGCCUAUGCGAGCUGGCUGCGGGCGGACUUCAAGAGGAAGCUCAGCGAGAUGGUGACUGCACUGAACGAGAUCAACCGCACGGAUCUUCGAAAGUUCGACGAGAAGCUGGUCCUGGAUUCUUCACUGCACCAGCUUCAGCCUGAGCCGGGCGCAGAGUACGGCAAACACCUGGGGCUUUUGGUGGCUCCCAUCAAGAGCAAGGAGCGGGCCUUGGCAAAGAUCACGGAGGAUUAUGAGAAGGAUGAAGAGAAGAAGGAGCGACCAUCGGCACGAUAUGUUUGCGAUUUCCUGCGGGCCACCAUCUACGCAUCGGACCCUUUCGCACUGGCCAUUGCCUUCCACACGCUCAAGGAGCACUUCGAAAUCGUGCGGGUGAAAAACAAGUUCGCCAACGACAAGCUCCCAGAUGAGGAGCGCACGAACAUCUUGGUGAAUUUGUGGGUGGAGGGUAAGCGCGGCAAGCAGAUCGCCGAAGUCCAGUUCCUGAUGCAAGAGUAUCUGACGGCAAAGUCCUUGCAGCACAUGUACUACGAUGUGGUGCGCGCGAAGAAGGCUCAGGAGCUCUUCAGCAAGCCGAUCUUUCGCUGA
Symbiodinium natans is the source of this 2520-nucleotide messenger RNA. Lineage: Eukaryota; Dinophyceae; Suessiales; Symbiodiniaceae. The record is from the annotation of a GenBank genome assembly.